GUGAAAAAAGAUUUUCAAGCGCCUGCGUAACAUUGAACAUGGAAUGAUAACUCACACACGUGUUUAUUUUUAUCAUACUGACAGCAUGGGGAAAAAGAACUUCAAAAAGAAGUUAGGUGCCUCACUUGUUGAAAGAAAGAAGAACUUGCAAGAGGCUAGAAAAGAACUUGCAAAGUCUUCAUCUGCAAAGACAAAGAUGCAGUACAGCGCUGACCAGAUACUGGACAAGGUUGAUGAAUACAUUGAUAGUUUCCAGUAUGAACUGGCUCAGAAAUUUUGUCAGCGGGCUUUGGAAAUGGAACCUGACAAUAUCCGGGCCUUGGAAACAGCAGGAAGCUUACUUCUAGAGCUGGGAGACUCAGAAGCUGCAAAGCAGUGCUUUGGUCGAGCUGUGGAAGUUAAUCCUGACACUGGACACAGUAAAUAUAUGUAUCUUGGUCAGCUGUUUGAAGGAGCAGAAGCCAUUCAGUUCUUUCAGAAAGGAAUUGAGUUGAUGGUUAAAGAGCGAGAAGCACAGAGUGCUCAAGAGUUAGCAGCAGCCUGUGGGGGAGAGGAAAAGAUCAGUGGGAGGGACAUCUCUACUGCAUACUGUUCUCUGGCCGAAAUCUACAUGACAGACUGCUGUGAUGAACCUAAUGCUGAAUCAGAGUGUGAGACCGCUAUCAACAAAGCUAUAGAGGCUGAUGGGGAAAACCCCGAGGCCUACCAACUCAAGGCCAGCUUCUAUCUAUCUAAGGAAAAUAAACAGGAGGCUUUAUCCAUGAUAAAAAAAAGUGCAUCACUAUGGUUACCACAUUAUCAAGCUGUUGACCAGGACAAAAUUACAGAUGAAGAAAGUGACCCCGUGGAGGUAGUGCCUCUAUCCUAUGAUGCCAGAGUAACAACAGCCAAAAUAUUGAUAGAAGUAGAAGAAUUUGAGACUGCAGUUACUGUUUUGGAAGGCUUACUGGAUGAGAAUGAAGAUGACCCACAGAUUUGGUAUAUGAUAGGAUGGGCUAAUUAUUUACAAGGGGAGGAUUACAAAUCAAAUGCAAGAUUUUAUCUCAAGAAAUGUAAAGAGGUAUAUGUGAAAACAAAAUAUGAGGAUGAAGGGUUAUUGAAGCACACAGAAGAACUGCUUGCAGAGCUUGGUCCAGGUAAUGAUGAUGAAGAUGAUGAUGCUGAGGGAGAUGGUGAUGAUGUUGAAGACUUGGAAAUUGACAGUGACUCUGAAAGUGAAAGUAACACAAAUAAUGACAGUGAAACAAAAAUGGAACAUUGAUAUGAUUGAUAUGAUUGUCUCAAAUGGUUGACUGGAUCUGUGGAACAUGAUUUAAUGGCUUUUGGGUGCCUAAACUGUUAUAAAACUGCAUGAGGAUUUUUCCUGGAUUUAAUCAUGGAAUUUUACAGUUUGUAAGACAUGUACACAGUGCAUGCAAUAUUUGUUCUUUAUUGUUAUUAUUAAUAAAAUGUUAUUUUAA
Magallana angulata is the source of this 1460-nucleotide messenger RNA. RefSeq lists its product as uncharacterized. Lineage: Eukaryota; Metazoa; Mollusca; Bivalvia; Ostreida; Ostreidae. The coding region runs from base 44 to 1261 and encodes 405 amino acids. Gene Ontology annotation, biological process: cell division. The transcript is spliced from 11 exons. Gene Ontology annotation, molecular function: protein binding. The record is from RefSeq and is a predicted model, not a curated record.